AGCGCGGGUGUGGCCGGGGGCGUGUCGCGGGAGCGCCCGAGAGCGUUCGCGUCCGUGACCGGGUGCGCGCGCCUCGGGUGACAUGCGGGGUUCGGCGGGCGCCCGCGCCCUCGCGAGGCGAGGUGGGCCCUGCACGAAGCCCUGGGCGGGCCGAGGCCCGGCGGCGGCGGCGCCAGCCGCCCCGGCCCGUACCGUGCGGGGAAGGCCGCGCUCACGGGGCGGCCUCGCCCCCGAGGCCCGGCGAGGAGCGGUGGCCUGGGCGCCCGCGCGGGAAGCGCGGGUGUCCCGGGACGCUGCGCCUCUCCGCGAGCGGACCCGCCGGCGGGCGGCGGCGCCGACAGCCCGACCCGGAGCCAUGGCUCAGGGCCUGGUGACAUUUGGGGACGUGGCUGUAGCUUUCUCCCCUGAGGAGUGGGAAUGGCUGAACUCCACUCAGAGGCGUCUGUACAGGAGGGUGAUGUUGGAGAACUACCGGAACCUGGAGUCUCUGGGACUUUGUGCUUCAAAGCCCGACCUGAUCUCCUCUUUGGAACAAGGAAAAGACCCCUGGGUGGUGAAGAAAAGGGCAACAGGAGGCCGGCACCCAGGCGUGGAGGCUGUGCAGAAGACCCAGGAGUCACUUCCAGAGGACUUAUGUGAGGAAAAACCACCCCAGGCAGCAGCAGCAGCAGAGGGGCUCGCACAUUGUUGCCUGGAGUACUCUCUUUUAGGGGAGAACUGGGAUUCUGAUGCUCUAUUUGAGACACAACCAGGCUUGGUGACUGUCACCAGCAUGACUAUGGACUUCUCCCAGCAGCGAGACCCAGCUCAGAGGACUCUCUGUCAGGACGUGAUGUGGGAGAAGCAUAGUGACCUGGGGUCCGUAGGACGCAGUGUCUCUAAGCCAGACAUGGUCUCUUUCCUGGAGAGAGAGAAGGAGCCCUGGAUGGGAGGCAGAGAGCUGGCUGCAGGCCUGUUCUCAGGCCAGCGAUCUGUACAUGAGACCCAGGAAUUAUUUCCAAAACAGGACUCACAUGCUGAUGGGGUAACAGACAGAACUUCAAGUGCUGAACUUGAGUGUUCCACUUUCAAAGAGAAUUGGGCUUCUGAGUGUGUGUUUGAAAAGAAGCUGGCACUUCAAGAGACAAUUACUCAUAACAAAGCCCUCUCAAAGGAGAGAGAGCAUAUGUAUAACAAACCUAGAAGGUGGUUCCACUUGAAUAGUUCAGAAGAGAGAGUUCAUAGUUGUGAUUCAGGUAAAGGUUUUCAGAAAACCUCAGUGGUAAUAAAACAAACAGGAAUCUAUGCAGGAAAAAAACUUUUCAAAUGUAACAAAUGUAAGAAAACUUUUACUCAGAGCUCAUCCCUUACUGUUCAUCAGAGAAUUCAUACUGGAGAGAAGCCCUAUAAAUGCAGUGAAUGUGGAAAGGCCUUCAGUGAUGGCUCUUCCUUUGCGCGACACCAGAGAUGUCACACGGGCAAGAAGCCCUAUGAGUGCAUUGAGUGUGGGAAAGCCUUCAUACAGAACACGUCCCUUAUUCGCCACUGGAGGUACUACCACACCGGGGAGAAGCCCUUCGACUGCACUGAUUGUGGGAAGGCCUUCAGUGACCACAUAGGGCUGAACCAGCACAGGAGAAUUCACACUGGAGAGAAACCUUACAAAUGCGAUGUGUGUCACAAGUCCUUCAGGUACGGCUCUUCCCUUACUGUACAUCAGAGGAUUCAUACUGGAGAAAAACCUUAUGAGUGUGACGUCUGCAGGAAAGCCUUCAGCCAUCACGCCUCGCUUACACAGCAUCAAAGAGUACAUUCCGGGGAAAAGCCUUUUAAGUGCAAAGAAUGUGGGAAAGCCUUUAGGCAGAAUAUACACCUUGCCAGUCACUUGAGGAUCCAUACUGGAGAGAAGCCCUUUGAAUGUGGCGAAUGUGGGAAGUCCUUCAGCAUCAGCUCGCAGCUCGCCACGCAUCAGAGGAUUCACACGGGAGAGAAGCCCUACGAAUGCGAGGUCUGCAGUAAGGCUUUCACCCAGAAGGCCCACCUGGCCCAGCACCAGAAGACUCACACGGGCGAGAAGCCCUACGAAUGCAAGGAGUGUGGGAAGGCCUUCAGCCAGACCACCCACCUGAUCCAGCACCAGAGGGUCCACACUGGAGAGAAGCCCUACAAGUGUGUGGAGUGUGGGAAGGCCUUCGGGGACAACUCCUCCUGUACCCAACACCAGAGGCUUCACACUGGCCAGAGGCCUUACGAGUGCAUCGAGUGCGGGAAGGCCUUCAAGACGAAGUCCUCCCUCAUUUGUCAUCGCAGAAGUCACACUGGAGAGAAGCCUUAUGAGUGCAGCGCGUGUGGCAAGGCUUUCAGCCAUCGGCAGUCCCUUAGCGUACACCAGAGGAUUCACUCCGGGAAGAAACCGUAUGAAUGUAAGGAAUGCAGGAAAACCUUCAUCCAAAUCGGACACUUGAACCAGCACAAGAGAGUUCACACUGGAGAGAGGUCCUACAGCUACAAGAAGAGCAGAAAGGUCUUCAGGCAGACUGCACACUUUGCUCACCAUCAGCGGAUUCAUUCUGGAGAGUCUUCCACGUCGAAUCCUGUGGAUCUGUUUCCCAAAUUUCUCUGGAAUCCAUCCUCGCUUCCAUCACCGUAGCCUCAGGAUGUCAUUUAAAAACUCAUCUGUCUGCCCUUUGCUUUGAUUUAUCCCUUAUAAGUUUGUUCUUCACAGAUAGAUUUUUAAAAGUAAAAAUAUAAUUAAUUCAUCUGUAUAAAACAUAUUGAAAUCCUCUCAAUAAUCAAUGCAUAAGAUGUACUUAGCACAGUGCUGGUCCAUGCUAAGCAUUCAGUAAACUUGCUUUGUUUCUUU
Messenger RNA from Sciurus carolinensis (gray squirrel), 2842 nucleotides. It is a transcript of the gene Zfp28, whose product is annotated as ZFP28 zinc finger protein. Bases 83 to 2629 code for a protein of 848 amino acids. The transcript has 8 exons. NCBI's taxonomy places the organism in Eukaryota, Metazoa, Chordata, Mammalia, Rodentia, Sciuridae. The record is from RefSeq and is a predicted model, not a curated record. Gene Ontology annotation, biological process: negative regulation of transcription by RNA polymerase II. Gene Ontology annotation, cellular component: nucleus. Gene Ontology annotation, molecular function: DNA-binding transcription repressor activity, RNA polymerase II-specific; RNA polymerase II cis-regulatory region sequence-specific DNA binding; DNA-binding transcription activator activity, RNA polymerase II-specific.